Messenger RNA from Tinamus guttatus (white-throated tinamou), 1031 nucleotides. Lineage: Eukaryota; Metazoa; Chordata; Aves; Tinamiformes; Tinamidae. The record is from RefSeq and is a predicted model, not a curated record.
CUCUGCGAUGACUACAGCAAGAUAUAGGCCUACCUGGGACUUGGUACUUGACCCGUUAGUGUCCUGCAAGCUCUGCCUUGGCGAAUAUCCUGUGGAGCAGAUGACAACAAUAGCACAAUGCCAAUGCAUCUUCUGUACCCUGUGCCUAAAACAGUAUGUGGAGCUUUUGAUCAAAGAAGGUCUAGAAACAGCAAUUAGUUGCCCUGAUGCUGCCUGCCCAAAGCGAGGUCAUCUACAAGAAAAUGAGAUUGAGUGCAUGGUUGCAUCAGAAAUCAUGCAAAGAUACAAGAAGCUUCAGUUUGAAAGAGAAGUGCUUUUGGAUCCAUGUCGGACUUGGUGUCCCUCCUCUACUUGCCAGGCAGUUUGCCAGCUCCAGGAAUCAAACCCUCAGAAUCCUCAGCUGGUCCAGUGCAAAGCCUGUGACAUAGAGUUCUGCUCUGCUUGCAAAUCCAACUGGCACCCAGGUCAAGGCUGUCAAGAGAAUAUGCCACUCUCCUUUCUUCCAGGAGAAACAAGUUCGGUUUUUAAAAUGGAGGAAGAUGAUGCUCCAAUCAAGCGCUGUCCAAAGUGCAAAGUUUACAUUGAGCGAGAUGAAGGCUGUGCCCAAAUGAUGUGCAAGAAUUGCAAACAUGCCUUUUGCUGGUACUGCCUGGAAUCCCUUGAUGAUGAUUUUCUUCUUAUACAUUACGAUAAAGGACCUUGUCGAAACAAGUUGGGUCACUCCAGGGCAUCAGUUAUCUGGCACAGAACGCAGGUGGUAGGAAUUUUUGCAGGAUUUGGUCUUCUCCUUUUGGUGGCCUCCCCCUUUCUUCUACUAGCUACACCAUUUGUUCUGUGCUGCAAGUGUAAGUGUAGUAAAGGAGAUGACGACCCUCUCCCUACCUAGACUGAGAGAAGAUUGGACUCAUCACAGCAUUCGUUUUGAUUUUAUUGUUGCUCUUGUUGUUUUCCUCUUGCACUUACAUUACUGUAGCCUUACUUGGCCCGUUCUGCUUUUUGUUGGCACGCAGUCUUGGUUCCAGGAAUUGCUU